Molecule: messenger RNA, 2501 nt
Organism: Podospora pseudopauciseta
Lineage: Eukaryota; Fungi; Ascomycota; Sordariomycetes; Sordariales; Podosporaceae
Exons: 2
Coding region: 1476-2501 (341 amino acids)
Cellular component (GO): cytosol
Molecular function (GO): aldose reductase (NADPH) activity
Source: RefSeq, a predicted model, not a curated record
CUUGGGGAACUGGAGGAUGAUGCUGGUGGUCUCAUCAGCACCAGUGUGGUACUUGUUGACGGCAGCGAUGACAUUGGGCGCUUCCUUCUCUGCUUCAGGCUGGGUGUGGUACAGAGACUGGAAGACCCAAGUCAAGGCGUAAAUGCCAAGAUCCAAGAGAGCACCGCCGGCCAAGUCGGCGUUGACCAUGCGGUUCUCAUCGGGGAAGUCAAUCUUGCCCUCGGGGGCAUCACGGCCGACAGAGAGGUCGGCUGCAUGGGAAGUCAGUACGGCAUUCUUCUAAAGAAUUGGUAGGACCAAACUAACCAAUAGUACGGUACACGUUGCCGAUGGCACCGGAUGUAAUCAACUCCCUGACCUUGAUGCUCAGGGGGAAGUAGCGAGUCCACACAGCCUCCAUGAAGAAGAGGUUCUUGGAGCGAGCAGUCUCGAUGAGCUUGCGGGUCUGAGCAGCAGUCACAGUCAAGGACUUCUCGCAGAGCACAUUCUUGCCGGCAUCGAGGGCAAGCAUGGCGUUUUGGAAGUGGUGGCUGUGUGGUGUAGCAACAUAGAUGAUAUCGACAUCGGGGUCAGCUACCAACUCAUGGUAAGAACCAUAGGCCUUUGCUGAGCUGGGAGCAUCCACCUUCUUGAUGAACUCGGCAGCUCUCUCCUUGGAGCUGGACGAGGACACGGCAACGACCUCAUGGCGCACAUCAUGGACAUCACGGGAAGCUGGGCUAGUGAGGAGAUCCUUGGUGAAGGCUAGAAGAGCGUUUAGUCAUGCCGUUUACCAAGGUUCAAAACUAAAAGGGGCAGGCAGGCACUCACUCUCAGCAAUCCAGCCGGUGGCCAGAAUACCCCACCUCACAGUAUACGGAGACGACAUGGUGUGCUGGUGAUGCCAAUGAAGCUUUGACAAGUGAAUACAGAUACAGACGACAAAGAGAAAAGAAACCACGCUGGCUUGAAGUCCUUUUGAAGCAAAGCCCGUAGCCGGCGUGUCCAACCUCGCGCCAUCUUCCCCUCCAUCCUCAUGGCGGGGCAGCGACGGCGCUGACGGGUAAAUCGCCGAAACACGCACCCAAAACUGCGGCACUUGUCCCGCACUGAGGAAGCUCUCCCAGGCGGGUAGGGAUCCACCACAGCUUCUUCAGCCAAUUGAAUUCCGCCCAUUCCCAUGCCCAGGAUGAUCCCAGCAGACAUGGCGGACAGAAAGCUCCCGGCUCCCGAUUGGCGAAGGUGCAUCAAAAAGCCUAGACGACGUCAUUCUUGACUUAUUCAACAGAACAUUUUUUUGCGGACGAUGGAGUUGAAGAAAUCGAUAUGGAAGGGAAGCUACAGGUCGAAAGCGUAUGGACACUGUCUUGUCAAAAAUUUAUCUCGAAAAGCUCGAUAUAAAGCUGUCAACAGCUUCCCCUCACCACUUAGCUUUGGCCAAUCAAUUGAGUUGUACCUUCCCGUCCUGAGAUUCAAAGACACACAGUGAAAAAGACAUGUUUUCGACAAAAUCAUCAUUUUCAAGCCUCAAAACACCAACCCUUCUGACACCCAACCGUUUCGUCCCGCCACUUCAUAGCUUUCCCAUUCACCGUCACCCAAGAACCCUGGCCACCAUGUCCACCUCAGAACCGCCCCCAUCCCUCCCCAAAAUGCCAUCCCUCAUCUACGGCACAGCCUGGAAAAAAGAUCGCACCGCCGACCUCGUCUAUGAAGCAAUCAAAGCCGGCUUCCGGGGAAUCGAUACAGCGGCCAUGAAACGGCAUUACGACGAGGCCCUCGUUGGCGAGGGUAUUCGAAGGGCGAUAUCUGAAGGCAUCGUCAGCAGGAAUGAUCUCUGGAUACAAACCAAAUACACUCCCUCCCCCUCCACCCACUACACCUCCACCAACCUGCUCACAACCUCCCUCACAACCUCGAUAGCCUCCUCCCUAUCCAACCUCUCCACCCCGGAUCACCAACCCCCCUACCUCGACGCCUUAAUCCUCCACUCCCCUUUUGAAACCCUCCCCGAAAACAUCACCGCCUGGACCCAUCUCACUUCUUACCUCCCCAAUAAAAUCCGCCACCUAGGCUACUCCAACGUCCCCCCGGAUUUCCUCGAUGUCUUUGUCGAGUUUCUCGACCUGAACCCUUCUCUCCCAAGAGUAAGUCUGAUACAAAACAGGUUUACAGCGGGCAUGUACAACUGGGAUAUUGAAACGAGGAGAUGGUGCAAAGGGAAUGGGGCGGUGUAUCAAGGAUUUUGGGUUUUGACUGGUAAUGUGGAUGUUUGGAGGCAUGCCAAGGUGGUGAGGGAGGUGAAGGAGGGAUUGGGACUGGGAAGUUUGGAGGAGGCUUGGUUGGCGGUUGUGAUGGUGGGGAUGGGGGUGAGGGUUUUGGAUGGGACGACCAAGGGGGAGCAUAUGAGGGGGGAUCUUGGGGUGGGGGAGAGGGUGAGGGAGUGGAUGGGGGAGAGGGAAGAGAAUGAGAGGAAAUGGGAGAGGUGGGUGGGGGAGGUGAGAGGGUUGGUUGGGGGGUAA